UCCAUAUGAUUGUUGUCGGAGUCAACCUAAUCUCCAUCUUCAACUAGGUUACAAUUUGUUAUUAGGGUUAUUAUGGCUUCCCAGAUUCUAGUUUGCCUCCUCUUUGUUGCAGCCAUGAGUGUUGCUGUACACUGCAAUUCUGAAGGUGAUGCUCUUAAUGCCUGGAGAGCCCAACUGAUGGAUCCGAACAACGUUCUUCAUAGCUGGGAUCCCACACUUGUUAACCCAUGCACCUGGUUUCACGUUGCCUGCAACUCUGAAAACUCCGUCAUUAGAGUGCACCUCGGUAAUGCAAAUUUAUCAGGGCCUCUUGUUCCUGAACUUGGACAACUUGCGAAUCUUCAAUAUUUGGAGGUAUCUGAUAAUAAUCUCAGCGGCAGCAUUCCAACCGAGAUUGGUAACUUAACGAGCCUUGUGAGCUUAAAUUUGCAGCAUAAUCAACUUACCGGCCCUAUUCCUUCAUCUCUUGGAAACCUAGUUUCUUUGUCAUUCUUGAAGUUGAAUGGCAAUAAACUCAGUGGCGUAAUUCCACCAUAUUUGUUCCUACUCAUUCAAAGAGGCAACUUGAUCGUUAUGAAUGUAUCAGACAAUAUGUUUGCAGGAACCGUUCACCGAACAAAUCUUACCGUAACAACAAUAAUCCAAGAUCCCAGAGCCUCGUAGAGUUUCAAGUAAUACAAACUUAUGAUAUGAACCUUCUUCAUGUUGCUGUUUUUUUUAUCUUAUAUGAUUCAAUUGUACUUUUCCCUUAUAAAUAAAUGGAACAAUUGCAG
Molecule: messenger RNA, 773 nt
Organism: Hibiscus syriacus
Lineage: Eukaryota; Viridiplantae; Streptophyta; Magnoliopsida; Malvales; Malvaceae
Product: leucine-rich repeat protein 1-like
Exons: 7
Coding region: 73-663 (196 amino acids)
Molecular function (GO): protein binding
Source: RefSeq, a predicted model, not a curated record